Prunus persica (peach) is the source of this 3293-nucleotide messenger RNA. Its product is annotated as zinc finger protein ZAT9. Bases 944 to 2425 code for a protein of 493 amino acids. The transcript has a single exon. Lineage: Eukaryota; Viridiplantae; Streptophyta; Magnoliopsida; Rosales; Rosaceae. The record is from RefSeq and is a predicted model, not a curated record.
UUGGAAAAAUACAAUGUAAUAAAAUAGUAAAUAACAUGUACAAAAGUCAUUGAAAAAAAAAUUAGUGUCACUUCAAAUAGCUGAUCCAGUCAUUUGACAUCUAAGUUUAGGAUCAAAUGCCUAAUUAUCGUUAGCAUUCUUCUGAAGUUAAAGGGAAUAUUCUGUAUUUGGGCAACUCAUAAAAUAGAAAAAAGAAACAAACAAACAUUAAUUAAAAAGAUUAGUUAUCUAGAAUAGAAAUAAUUAAUUUAAUGUGUGGAAAAGCAGCUUGAACCAACCGACAUUGAAGGAGAAGCAUAGAUUAGUUUUCUUGGCUUGGAAUUGAAGGGAUAUGAAUAGGUAUGGCAGUUAGAACCACUCUCUCCUUUCCUCUCUUUCACUCCCUCACACACACACACACACACACACACUCUUUCUCUAAGUCUCUCACAAACACACACACUCUCACACACAAACGAACGAACAAACAAACACUCACACAAACACAACUCAAAAACGUACUCUUGAUGUACGGACGUCCAUCCCUUGGUUGUGGCUUUGACUCGGCGGCGCCACCUCCACAGAAAAAGUCUCUACCCAUCUAACCCUCCGUCCACAUGUCACAAUGUCAUCACAGCCAAAGCUCAUCAAGAACUCUCACACCCCUCCUCCCCUCUCUCUCUCUCUCUCUCUCUCUCUCUCUCUCUCUCUCUCUCUCUCAUAUCCGCAAAUUCAAUCCAAACCAACACUUUCAACUAAAAACUAGGACUAGAAACUCCUAAUUAUCACCAUACAACCCCACGAUUCCGUACACUACAAGAACAAACACCUUCCUUUUCUCUUCCAUUCUUGACCCACUUCCAUCAUCACCCCUUUUCUCUAGCUUUUUUUUUUUUUUUUUUUUGGUUUUAAAUUUGCUUUCCAUUGUUUUUGGGGGUUUUUUUGUUGUUGUCUUUUUAAUUUAAUGGCUUUGAUUGUGGACCAGCAAUCAAGCUUCAAACACUUUUGUAAAAUUUGCAAGAAAGGAUUUGGGUGUGGUAGAGCGCUAGGAGGGCACAUGAGGGCACAUGGAAUAGGGGAUGAAGGUCACAUCGACGACGACGAUCCUCCGAGUGAUUGGGAGGACAAACUCGGCGGCAAUGUUCCAUCAACCAACAAGUGCAUGUAUGCCCUAAGAACAAACCCUAAUCGCCUAAAGAGCUGCCGGGUUUGUGAGAAUUGCGGCAAAGAGUUCUUGUCUUGGAAAUCUUUCCUUGAACAUGGAAAAUGUAAUAGCUCCAUAGAUGCCGAACCCCUCAUGUCCUCCCCGUGCUCCGAUGGGGAGGAGGGGGCCAGCGGUCGGAGAGGAUGUGGGUGGUCGAAAAGGAAGAGAUCGAUGAGAGCCAAAGUGGGCAAUUUCAAUUCACACUGCCCAUCAAAUGAGGAAGAAGACCUUGCGAAUUGCUUAAUGAUGUUGUCCAAUGCCACGGUUGAUCCUAUGGAGGCUGAGCCGGAGGAGUCUUGUGCUUCAGCUAGCAAAGAAGAGGAAAGAAGAGAACCGAUGAACGUCAUGGCUCCUAUGUCACGUGGGGUGGCCACAGACAACAAUAAGGCCAAAGGGGUUGCCAACAAAGGCUUGUUUGAGUGCAAAGCAUGCAAGAAAGUGUUCAAUUCCCACCAAGCCUUGGGAGGUCAUAGGGCUAGCCACAAGAAGGUUAAAGGGUGCUUUGCCGCUCGGCUCGAUCACCUCGAAGAUAGUAUGGCCGACGAUGAUGUCAUCACACAUGAAGAAUUCUUCCCCAAUAAACCUAAUUCAACCCUACAAUUCGACCACGGCUCUAACACCCCGUCAGCCUAUACCUCGAAGAGAAAAGCGAAGGUGCACGAAUGUUCGAUAUGCCACCGGGUUUUCUCUUCCGGGCAGGCAUUGGGCGGACACAAGAGGUGCCAUUGGAUCACGUCCAACGCCGCGACAGACACGUCUACAUUAGCCAAGUUCCAUGAGUUUCAAGAAAGUUUGGAGCAGCAAAUGAUGAACCAAAGGCCUAAGUUUGAUGCUUCUUCGGAUCCACUUGAUCUGAAGCUUGAUCUUAACCUACCAGCUCCGGCAGAUGAGAAUGGUGGAGGAAGAAGAGAACGUCCCAAUCAAUCAAGCUUGGAAGUCUCGACAGAUUUCUUUUUACUACCAUGGAUUGGGACAAAAGAGGAGGACAAUCCCCAUCUUCACUCCUCCCACCAAAACGACAAUGACAACAUUAACAACGACGACAACAAUAACAACAACAACAAUACAAAUAAUAAUAACACUAGUAAUGAUUUUUCAAUGCAGAAUGUGGUUGAUGAAGCAGACAGUAAGGUGAAGUUAGCAAAGCUAAGUGAACUAAAGGAUAUCAAUACCAGUGGGGGCUCCUCACCAUGGUUGCAGGUGGGGCUUGGUUCAACAACUGAUGUUGGAGCUGAACCAUAAUUUCAUCUUAAGGAAAGUGAGAUUUUCUCAGCUCUAUCUCUCUCUCUUCUUUUCUUUUUUUUCCUCAAAGAUUUUUUGUAUGUAUCAAGAAAAACUGUAAUUAUAUAACAAAACAAGCUCAUAGUUCAAGAUUCUUUUUAAAUUUUAAAUUUUCCUUUUGAAUUGUUAAAUGUACAUUAUAGUGGGUCAAUUUAAUUAAGCCCCAAUCUCAUUUCAUGCAUAUGCAUGGCAUUUAUACUUCUAAUAAAACAUUGUAAUUUUCUAUAUAGUUUUUCUUGUUGAAAAAUUAUUUGAUUAAAAAAAAGGCUCCAAGACUACUGUCAUGAUAUCUAGGAAGAAUUCAUUAGUGUCAGUCACCACCACACACACACAAACUUCGUGAAAUUAUGAAUCUUGGGUUCCUAAGGGGACCUCUAUGUAAUCUGCUUUAGAAUUCCAAAAAAAAAAAAAAAAAAACACUUGGUGAAAAUAAUUAUAGUUUAGUUCUUUCUUUCUCAAUGAGCUGAUGUUUUUGGUGCUGGUCUUAUACUCAUGUCUAAGAAUGUUUCGUUUUAAAACUUUCAUUUAAUUAUCUUUUUAUCAUAAAUCUUUAAAUAAAAUUUUAAAAAACUUCAAAAUACAAAAGUACGUGGGUUUAUACAUCAGUACAACAUCAACAUUAAAAUUAUCAGCAGAUUAUCACAUUUGGUUUAAGGUUAGGAUUCUGUAAAAUAUUUAUCCUCAUUUAUGAGAAAGAGUUCAAUAGUUCAAUAUAUCCUCAUUCGAUAUGAAAUAAAAAUAAAAGAAACUUUAGUAAUGCCCCCUCAAUACUUUGUCCCUUAAACAUUAAAACAUUCAAUUUGGUUCUGAAACCCCCAGAACUUUCAAU